AUGUCGCGGUUGCACCAAAGCAGGAUCGCGGACUUCCAGGAGGUGCUCGGAGAACCCACGGUGGCGCUGGCCAAGCUCCGUGAGCUCUGCUUUAGCGGGAUUCCCUUCGAUGGAGGGCUGCGCUGCCUGUGCUGGAAGAUCCUCCUGAACUACCUCCCUUUAGAGAAGGCCUUAUGGAGCUCCUUGUUGAAGAAACAGAGGGAUCUGUAUUCCCAGUUCCUCAAGGAAAUGAUUAUCCAGCCUGGGAUUGCCAAAGCCAACCUGGGUGUCUCGAGGGAAGAUGUGACCCUGGAAGAUCAUCCUCUCAACCCCAGUCCAGACAGCCGCUGGAACAACUACUUCAAGGACAACGAAGUGCUGCUGCAGAUAGACAAAGACGUCAGGCGGCUGUACCCCGACAUGGCCUUCUUCCAGCGUCCCACCGACUACCCCUGCCUGCUGGUGCUAGACCCCCAGAGCGAGUUCGAGACCCUGCGCCGCCGAGUGGAGCAGACCACACUGAAGGCACAGCCUGUGGCACGCAGCCGCAGCGGCUUCACCAACGUGAGCUCCCCUCUGAAGGCAGCUCCCAGCUCCCUGAGCGAGUACGAGGUGCUGCCCAACGGCUGCGAGGCUCACUGGGAGGUGGUGGAGAGGAUCCUCUUCAUCUAUGCCAAGCUGAACCCUGGCAUCGCCUAUGUGCAGGGCAUGAAUGAAAUCGUGGGGCCCCUGUACUACACCUUUGCUACAGACCCCAACAGUGAGUGGAAAGAGCAUGCUGAAGCAGACACAUUCUUCUGCUUCACCAACCUCAUGGCUGAGAUCCGGGACAACUUCAUCAAGAGCCUGGAUGAUUCCCAGUGUGGCAUCACCUACAAGAUGGAGAAGGUCUAUUCUACCCUGAAGGAGAAGGAUAUGGAGCUGUACUUGAAGCUGCAAGAGCAGAACAUCAAGCCCCAGUUCUUCGCCUUCCGCUGGCUGACGCUGCUGCUGUCCCAGGAGUUCCUGCUGCCCGACGUCAUCCGCAUCUGGGACUCGCUCUUCGCCGAUGCCAAGCGCUUCGACUUCCUGCUGCUGGUCUGCUGUGCCAUGCUGACGCUGAUCCGGGAUCAGUUGUUGGAAGGAGACUUCACUCUGAACAUGAGGCUGCUGCAGGAUUAUCCCAUCUCGGAUGUUCACCUGAUUCUGAAGAAGGCAAAGGAACUUCAGGACUCCAAAUAGUCCAUGAGCCCAACAGAAGUGUUAGAGAAACUGGGGGCCCAGGAGGUGCCCCCACACAGUGUGGUGCAUUCCAGCUCCUAGUGGUCUCUGCAGGACUUGGGGUUUCGUGUUUGGGCUGCUGGCCACCUUGGAG
Messenger RNA from Indicator indicator, 1333 nucleotides. It is a transcript of the gene TBC1D13, whose product is annotated as TBC1 domain family member 13. Gene Ontology annotation, molecular function: GTPase activator activity. Gene Ontology annotation, biological process: intracellular protein transport; activation of GTPase activity. Lineage: Eukaryota; Metazoa; Chordata; Aves; Piciformes; Indicatoridae. The coding region runs from base 1 to 1200 and encodes 399 amino acids. The transcript has 12 exons. The record is from RefSeq and is a predicted model, not a curated record.